AGCGGUACAAUGGAGAAAGUAUUGGCCAUGUUUGUGUUGGGUGUUGGUAGUUUUAUUUCUGGCAUGUUACCAGCAUUUAUAUCUGAACGAAGUAGUCGGAGAUUCCCACUGAUUACGUCGUUGAUGUUAUGUUUUGGCGCUGGUGUUCUUUUGGCCACUUCAAUAAUACAUAUUUUACCGGAAGUACGAAAACAGAUCAAUUCAAACUGGGCGGAAAUUUCAAUAUGCGGAGGUUUUUUCUUUAUUUAUUUUAUCGACGAAUUCAUCCAUUAUUUCUUUGGCGAAGCUAUUCAGCAUUCCCAUUCGCAUAAUGGUGCUGCGACAAACAAUGGAUCGGCGCCCAGUACAAGCCAGUAUGGAAGUCUUCGGACAAAUGAUGAGUCAGAACCAUUGUUAACUGAAACGUAAAUACGGAUUUCUAUUGUGUUAAGCUGUAUCUGAACUAUUUCUGUUUUUAGGACUCGUCAUCAUGCCCCCCACUCACAUGCUGGUCAUGCACACUGUAAUGAUGAGGAAAUUGAAGAUGCAAACGCUAGAAUUUGUCACACUAGUCAUACAGAACCCUGUUCUCAAUCAAUGACAGGAACGAUGGGCUUAUUUGUAGCCUUGUCUGUGCAUUCUGCGUUGGAAGGCAUGGGAAUAGGUGUACAAGAUUCACCCACAAAGGUGCUAUUUUUAUUGGGAGCUGUUGCUUGCCACAAAUUUGUUAUGGGAUUCUGCCUCGGUCUGGAAUUUCGUACCAAUCCUUCUGCAAGUACAAAAUCGCAAAUCAUUGGCAUUUUGGUUUUUGCUUUGGGUGCAGUCGGUGGCAUUGGAUUGGGAAUGUUGCUGGUAAAUAUGUCCACGUCAUUACUUCCAGUAUCCGCUUUGGCUGUAAUCCAAGGUUUGGCGGGAGGCACAUUGUUAUACGUCACUGUCUGUGAAGUUAUUCCUCGAGAGAAGGCAAGAUGGCAUCAAAAUCCCACACGUAAAGUGGCUGGGUUUGCUCAAUUUCUAACGGUAGCAAUGGGAUUUGCGACAAUGGCCGUAAUAAAUUAUUACCUGGAUGGUGAGUAUGAUGAAUAA
Molecule: messenger RNA, 1065 nt
Organism: Musca vetustissima
Lineage: Eukaryota; Metazoa; Arthropoda; Insecta; Diptera; Muscidae
Gene: Zip88E
Product: zinc transporter ZIP1
Exons: 4
Biological process (GO): zinc ion transmembrane transport
Cellular component (GO): plasma membrane
Molecular function (GO): zinc ion transmembrane transporter activity
Source: RefSeq, a predicted model, not a curated record